Molecule: messenger RNA, 7262 nt
Organism: Silurus meridionalis
Lineage: Eukaryota; Metazoa; Chordata; Actinopteri; Siluriformes; Siluridae
Gene: grik5
Product: glutamate receptor, ionotropic, kainate 5
Exons: 22
Coding region: 1741-4899 (1052 amino acids)
Biological process (GO): synaptic transmission, glutamatergic; modulation of chemical synaptic transmission; monoatomic ion transport
Cellular component (GO): kainate selective glutamate receptor complex; presynaptic membrane; plasma membrane
Molecular function (GO): transmitter-gated monoatomic ion channel activity involved in regulation of postsynaptic membrane potential; kainate selective glutamate receptor activity
Source: RefSeq, a predicted model, not a curated record
AGAAAGAGAGAGAGAGAGAGAGAGAGAGAGAGAGAGAGAGGAGGGGUCGGAGUCAGGGAGUGAAUGCAGCUUGCGGUGCCUGCUGUGGAAUUACAGCAGAGAACAUUGUAAGGGACCUGAAAGAGAGCACUUUUUUGAAAGGGAACAGAGGUUUGAAUUGGAAGUAUAAAUGCGGACACGCUGAGCUGUGCAUGACUCCUGGAGACUGGUGGAAAAUUAAGCAGCAAAAAGAAUUGGCAAAGAUUCAAGGGGCUCCAUAAUUUUUCACACCGUAGACUUCAGAGCAGACCGGCAAGUGCCACCCUAUUACUGAGAUUGUCGUCUCACAGGUUCUAGGCCUGAAAACCAUCUUUGGAGCAACUGUGUGUGGACCUUCUUCAAAUCUGUGACUCCUAUCAAACAAGAUUUUGGUCUAUCUAAAGGGAUAUUGGCUCAAGUGCUCAUGGAAAUAUGAGUUUAAAGUCACAGUGAGUCAUGGUGAGAGUGAUAUUGUGGAACUGUCGGAAUCUUGGAGGUCAAGGUUCUUGGACAUCCCCACCACAAGAACAGGAGGAGUGAGGAAACAGGCUCUCUGGGAAUUCCUUGGAUUGGGCCUUGCUGGAUACCUGGACCUAUUUGAUGUUAACCACUAAACUGGGAGCUAAAGUUUUCCCCAAAGCUCCACAAAUCCUCCCUCAUCUGUCAACAGCAGAUAGUUUAAGAAAGUGGCAUUGUUUGACAAGUGUGUCGGCCUAGGAGUUCUCUUAAAUUGGCCUAAAAGGGUGUGUGUGUUGCCUUAGUGUAAUGACCUGCAUUUCAAGGUGUGUGUUUGUACAUAUACAGCUAUGGGUAAGGUCUGGAGCAAGAGUCUAACAGAAAGAGGCAGCUAAUCAUUAAUGCAUACUUCUGAGCCAGGUGGUGAGUUAGUGCGUGUUAGAGCCAGGGUGCUGAUGUCACGGAGAGUGUGCCUGAACGUGGGCUUGUGUCGUGAAACGUGCGUUUUAUUGUGUUUAAAGGAGCUCAAAAUUAGAUAUGAUCGCAGGUAGGUUUUUGCGCAGGCAAAGAUAACAUCUGUAGGACAGGGGAAUAAAGUCGGAGACAGAGAGCAAGACAGAUAGAUUUUGUUUCCAAUCUGAUUGUAGCCUCAUUUAUCUGGUCUGAUUCUUGAUCACAGACUAGGCCACAGGUAAAGACUGACUGUAAAAAAAAGAGGAAAAGAAAUUGCCUCUUCUGUGUGCGUUUUUGAUUUUAGUAGCACCAGCCAGGAUUUCACUAAGCUCUGCAGCUUGGAUAAAGACCUCAAUAAAUGACUUCCCCUCCAUAUCAGAUCAUUACAAUUGUAGACUUCUGAGGUUCUGCUUAUCCCCAUUCCUUUAAAAGUCAUCUAUUUGGAAUGGUCCACUUGUAGCAGUAACAAAGGGUUUGGACAAUUGUGAUUUUCCACUCUCUCUCUCUCUCUCUCUUUGAACCAAAACCCAACAUUUCACAAGAGGAGCAAGUUCGCCACCUAACACAGCAAACUCCAUGGCACCUUGUUCCUGACAACGCAUGCUUCACUCUAUCACUCACCAACACAGCUGGGACUGGACUUAAUUGCUGGGGCCAAUUGCUAACAAUCGAUCAAGUCUCCCAUGACUGUGUCAACGAAUGCAUUGAUGAAGAGGGAGAAGUGGCCCAGUUUGAUCAUGACACUCUUAAUGUCCAAGCAAGAUAAGGGGUGCUCUAGGCAGCAGACGGCGUCUCCAUGAGGAGCAGUAGAAGAUGCCGGAACUGCCAGCAGUGCUGCUGUCGAUUCACGUCCACUUCCUGCUAGUUACUGUGCUUAACAUGCCGCCUUGUUCUUUAAGCCAGACCCCUGUCCUGUCAUCUGUGCGAAUGGCGGCAAUUUUGGACGAUCGGUCUGCCUGUGGCCGUGGAGAGCGUCUGGCUUUAGCUUUAGCACGGGAGAACAUUAACAGUGUGCUGGAGGGACCAGCUCGUGCUCGUGUGGAUGUAGAAGUCUUUGAGCUCCAGAAAGACUCUCAAUACGAGACCACCGACACCAUGUGCCAGAUUCUGCCUAAGGGUGUGGUUGCUGUGAUUGGCCCCGCCUCCAGUCCUGCCUCUGGUUCUACUGUCAGUCACAUCUGUGGGGAAAAGGAGAUUCCUCAUGUGAAGAUCGGUCCUGAGGAGACUCCGCGGCUGCCUUACCUGCGUUUCGCGUCCGUCACAUUGUAUCCUAGCAACGAGGAUCUGAGCUUGGCUGUGGGCGCCAUCCUACGCUCUUUCAGCUACCCAUCAGCCAGUCUGGUCUGUGCCAAGGCCGAGUGUCUACUGAGAUUGGAAGAGCUGGUGAGGCGUUUUCUCAUCUCCAGGGAAACACUGUCUGUCAGAAUGCUGGACGAUGACCUCGAUCCCACAUCCUUACUCAAAGAGAUCCGUGAUGACAAAGUAGCUACGAUCAUCAUCGACGCUAAUGCUUCGGUGUCAUACCUAAUUCUGAAGAAGGCAUCUGAGUUGGGGAUGACAUCAGCAUUUUACAAGUACAUUCUCACCACCAUGGACUUUCCCUUGCUGUGGUUGGAUGAUGUGGUUGAUGAGCAGUCCAACAUCGUGGGCUUCUCAAUGUUCAACACCACUCACCCAUUUUACCUGGAAUUCAUCCGGAGCCUCAACCUGUCCUGGAGAGAAGGAUGUGACCUUAACCCUUACCCAGGGCCAGCGCUAUCUUCUGCUUUGCUGUUCGAUGCCGUCCAUGUGGUUGCGAGUGCCGUACAAGAGCUAAACAGAAGUCAGGAAAUCGGAGUAAAACCCUUAAGCUGUUCCUCCCCACAGAUCUGGCAACAUGGGACCAGCCUCAUGAACUACCUGCGCAUGGUGGAGUAUGAUGGUUUAACAGGCCGUGUUGAGUUCAACAGCAAAGGCCAGAGAACGAACUACAGCCUGCAUAUUCUGGAAAAGCAUAAAUCAGGCCAUAAACAGAUCGGUAUUUGGUAUUCAAAUAACACCCUGGUCAUGAACUCCACCAGUCUGGACAUCAAUGUCUCUGAAACUUUGACCAAUAAAACCCUCAUCGUCACCACUAUCCUGGAAAACCCGUAUGUCAUGAGGAAAGCAAAUUAUCUGGACCUGGAGGGAAAUGAGCAGUAUGAAGGCUUCUGUGUGGACAUGCUAAAGGAAUUGGCAGACAUUCUCAAGUUCACCUAUCGAAUCAAACUGGUAGAUGAUGGACUAUACGGAGCUCCGGAACCCAACGGCUCGUGGACUGGCAUGGUGGGGGAGCUUAUCAACAGAAAGGCGGAUUUAGCUGUAGCUGCUUUCACCAUCACCUCUGAGAGAGAGAAAAUCAUCGAUUUCUCUAAACCUUUCAUGACCCUGGGAAUCAGUAUUCUUUACCGAGUUCAUAUAGGUCGGAAACCAGGCUAUUUCUCCUUCCUAGAUCCUUUCUCUCCGGCGGUUUGGCUUUUCAUGCUGUUGGCCUAUCUGGCUGUUAGCUGUGUUCUAUUCCUUGCUGCUAGGUUAAGCCCCUAUGAGUGGUAUAACCCUCAUCCGUGCUUGCGGGAACGCCGGGACCUGCUGGAGAACCAGUAUACACUAGGGAACAGUCUGUGGUUUCCAGUUGGAGGCUUCAUGCAGCAGGGCUCAGAAAUAAUGCCUAAAGCUCUGUCUACACGCUGUGUUAGCGGAGUCUGGUGGGCCUUCACGCUGAUCAUCAUCUCGUCGUAUACAGCCAAUCUGGCUGCUUUUCUGACAGUGCAGAGGAUGGAGGUCCCCAUCGAGUCACCCGAUGACCUGGCAGACCAAACCAACAUUCAGUAUGGCACGAUACAUGGCGGGAGUACCAUGACCUUCUUCAUGAACUCGCGUUACCAGACGUACCAGCGCAUGUGGAACUACAUGUACUCCAAGCAGCCCAGUGUGUUUGUGAAGAGCACGGAGGAAGGCAUUGCCCGUGUACUGAACUCCAAAUACGCCUUUCUUCUGGAGAGCACCAUGAACGAGUACCACCGCAGUCUCAACUGCAAUCUAACACAGAUCGGGGGCCUGCUAGACACCAAGGGCUAUGGAAUUGGCAUGCCUCUUGGCUCUCCCUUUCGUGAUGAAAUCAGUCUGGCGGUUCUGCAGCUGCAGGAGAAUAACAGGCUGGAAAUUUUGAAGCGAAGAUGGUGGGAGGGAGGCCAAUGCCCCAAAGAGGAGGACCACAGAGCUAAAGGUCUGGGAAUGGAAAAUAUUGGUGGGAUCUUUGUGGUAUUGAUCUGUGGAUUAAUCAUUGCCGUGUUUGUGGCAGUGAUGGAGUUUGUGUGGUCCACACGGCGCACUGCUGAAACAGAUGAGGUGUCUGUAUGUCAGGAGAUGCUGAGUGAGUUUCGGAAUGCCGUGUCGUGUAAGAAGAGCUCUCGUCUGCGUCGGCGUCGGCCUCUCUCAAGCUCUUUAGCCCUGCGCCACCCGUCCCGCCUCGGCCUGGGGACCUCGCGUCCACUGCGCCUGGUCAGAGAGAUGCGCCUCAGCAAUGGAAAGCUCUACAGCGGUGCAGGGCCUUUAACAGGCGGCUCUGGAGGUGCAGGAGGCCCCUCAGAGCUUGGUCCUGGACCACAACGUCUUUUAGAGGAGCCUCUGGGUGCCAAGAGCACACCAGCAGGGCCUUUGGGUCCCCCUGCAGUGACAGUGCCUCUGCCACGAGGCUGCACUCAUGUACGGAUUUGCCAGGAGUGCCGGCGCAUACAGAGCCUACGCACAACCUCAUGCUCACGCAUCCCUCCAUCCUCGGCACCUCUGCCUCGCCUAGCUCCACCCCCUCCACGCUCCUCCUCCAACACAGACAGCGAGGGAGGGGGUGGGCCUAGCCCACGCCGAAGAGGCCAUUCCCCUCCUCCGAGAGCCUGUGCACUCCCGCCCCCUCAGAGCACCCCAAAUACAGACCUAUUGGUAGGCCAGGACUGAGAGAACAGGAAGGAGAGAGACAGAGACAGAUGGAGGAAAUCAGGAACGGACAGAUUUGGGACAUACUGUUCUGUGAGGACAGAUCAACAUGUUGAUCAGAAUGACAAAAUAUAGAAGAGGGACUUGAAUGUUUUCACUGGAGUCUGGUCCUCCCACUUCCUCCUCUGUGUUUUGUCAUGUCUGGAAUUGCUAUUUUAGAUUGUGUGAAAAUCACUAUAGAUGUAUCACCUAAAGAGAAACAAAAAAGGUGGUUUCUUUUCAUAAUGCAGUGACAUUGGAAGCCGAGGAUGGAUGAGUAACGCAGAGAUAUUUCAUCUCCCCCUGAACUGCAGCUCCCUUGCACAAAGACUCCCUCGUACUGAACUUUCUGGCUUCUCCUAAAUGAGAGCACACACACCAUCAAAAGAGGAUGUUUAAUCUAUGUUAAAUGUACUACAAUCUGAAAAAAAAAGAAAGGGACACUCCAAAUAGACUGAUCAUUCUCAUGGUUUUUUUUUUUCCUUUACUAGGUUUAUUAUUAUAAUUAUUAUUAUUAUUAAUGUUGUUAUUUUUAUUCACUGUCUACCUUGUUUAACUCACCAGGCUUACUUUUGUUAGGUUAAAAAAGAAAAGUGAAGAACUACAGGCAUUUUAUACAUUAAUGGAAUGUUGUUAAAACAGAUUAGUUGCGUGUGAAGGCCAGAAUACACUCAGGAGAUGCUGAUGAGCUAUUCCUUUGGUAUUAUUUCAACAGCAUAGUGAAGAUUAUGCACAAGGGUCAACAUGUUAGUGAAGGAUACAAAGAUAAACGCUGAUACUGUUUAUCAGUGCAGUACAGCCAGCAGAUUUUUUUUAAGGUGGUGGUAGAAGAGCUUGAGUAUUCAGUUAUUUAAAUUUUUGUUUUGUCUGUUUUAUACUUGAAGUGAUAAUUAACAUGGUUUCACCCAAAAACACUAUUGUACCUACACCUCAACCGGAGUGACUUUUUUUUUUUUUUUUUUUUGUUUUGGAGUAUUUGUGAGGAAUCAUGGUUGCAGGUCAAGCUGAUUUUGCCAAAAUGUGUAAUACAAUGCAAGUUAAGAGUACAGGUACAUUUGUUUCUCAAUUUUGUAACCUCUGCCUCUUCCUUUUUUGACCUUAUGUGACACCAUCAUUUUGCUCUCUCUUUUUCCCUAUUCUUAAUUAAGAGUAAUUUACAUGCUCUUGCUAUAAGCUGACCCUGUUAACCUUGUAAGCGAAGCAAGCAAACGAGAGCGGAAAUAGUUCUUAACCAAGAAAUGUUCAUGCCAGAAAUCCUUAGUAGCAUCAAGACCUUUUUUCAAACACAAUGUUAGAGCAACAGAUUAAUUAAUCUUUUAAUUACUGCUUUAUAGGACAUAAUAUUGGGAGGGAUUAAAUCUCACAUUACUCAUACAUACAGUCUUACCAGAACACAUGCAAAAUCAGAGAGCAUGUAAGCUUAGUGUAUUCAGGCCUUAGAGAUAAAAUGACCAGCUACCAUAUAGGUAAAUAUACAGCAACUGACGGUAGACCACAGUUUGUCAGGUUCUCUCUGCCUGUCUGUCAAUGAAAAGGUGCAACCACAGGAUCACUGGAUUGCUAUGACACUGAACCGAUCUGGCUAGUUAGUCAGUUAGAGUAUUGCGAUGGUAUGAAGUUGUACAAAAGGUAAUUUUAUACCUAUUGAGUUACCUGGUGGAUCUACUGGAUCAAAUGUGUGUAGGUAUAAGUGGACAAACUAGUGACUGGAUGUAAAGGACCAGUCUUGUAUAAGCAGCACACGUAAUAGUCUUAGCUGGUCAGCAGGUUAUCAUAUCCCUUACUGACAAAUGGUGGCAUUCCAAACAACAAAAAACUAGACAAAAUCUCUACAAAUAAGAUUAUAUUUUUUCCCUUUUAUUACAACAUAAAAAAAAGAACAUGUGUAAAGAGAUAAUGGCAGAUUACAGAUCGUACAGAAACCAUACAUUCCUGAAGAGAUCUGAAGGGAAUCGAACCAUUCUAUAUUUUAAAUUUCUCUGCUCUAUGUUCUUUUUCAAAUUUCUACUACUGUGCAAUGGUUUAUCAAAAUGAUGGUCAUGAAUAAUAAUAUGAUUAUAUUGUUGUAAUUAUAAGUACUUCUACUGAAGUGAAGAAGUCAUUUGGGUUGUAUAUGAGGGGGUCAAAGUUUAAGUGUAGGGAUGAGGGUCUGCUACUGAGCGACCACCUGUUAUUAAAGCUAUAGACAAACAGAUUUCUAUGGAAUAAAGAAUACAACAAUCAGUCUUUAAUUAUAUUGGGUUUUGUGUGUGUUUGGAAAAGAAAAUCUGACAAUUUGAGUCUGAAUUUACAUAAAGAUAUCUAUAGGCAAAUAUCUCCUAUUAAAAAAAGAUUUGUUUUUCUCA